Molecule: messenger RNA, 810 nt
Organism: Symbiodinium sp. CCMP2592
Lineage: Eukaryota; Dinophyceae; Suessiales; Symbiodiniaceae
Source: the annotation of a GenBank genome assembly
AUGCUCCCAGUCGCCCUAUACUUGGGUUGGCACUGCCGGUUCCAGCUGGAAAGCAACAUCCCUUUCUUCUGGCACGAUGCCCACGCAAGCAACUUGCUUCUGAAUGCCAUGUUCUACGUGAUCGUUUUAUUCUAUCUGUUUCCAUUGCUUCUGCAUGGAUCCGCGCAGCAACUCGUUGAGACCUUGCUUCUGAAUGUUGCUGGAUACUUUACCGUUUACCUGCCGCUCAUGGACAAUAUCUUCCUGCCCACGAUCUUGAUCACCGUCUACGCAGUCAUCGCAUCAGCUUUGAUUGUAAUGUCUGGGGUGCAACUCACGGCAGGAAUGAGACAGCAGCUGCUCGUCCAGCCCUUCUAUGCAGCCCUGACUCGCUAUGUCGUCUUCAAGCUCGACUGGGCAACGCCUCUCCAAAGGAUGCUUGAGGCUAGCCCGCGGCGGCGGAGAGAGUCAUCCAGCCUCCCUCAGUUUGAAGCGUUGAUCGACAUCGCUGGCCGUCGAGAAGGGCGUCAGAGCUUGCGCAAGGUCUUGUGCAUGUACAGGCUCAGGCAGGACAAGAAGGAAGCGCUCAUCGCGCAGUUCAUCUGGAUGUACCAUGCUAUGACCAUCUGGCAACUGCCUCGAUUCGCACUCCAGGCCAUCUUUGAGUUUCUCGAUUCUGCGGACGGCGCCUUCCCAGCCUAUCCUGAACCGAUCGGCUCACCCACGGUUGUUUCGAGCAUCGGAGGUGGUGACUCUCCUGUCACUUCGGCGAUGUCUUCGGUUGGCUUUCUUCGGCAGCGCAUCUUCGAUGCCAUCUCCCGUAUGGACUAG